Messenger RNA from Solanum pennellii, 627 nucleotides. RefSeq lists its product as uncharacterized. Gene Ontology annotation, molecular function: nucleic acid binding; zinc ion binding. The transcript is spliced from 3 exons. Bases 1 to 627 code for a protein of 208 amino acids. NCBI's taxonomy places the organism in Eukaryota, Viridiplantae, Streptophyta, Magnoliopsida, Solanales, Solanaceae. The record is from RefSeq and is a predicted model, not a curated record.
AUGAUAUUCUUGCGUCAUCAUCUUGACGAGAUUCUGAAAAUCGAAUAUCUGACAGUUAAGGAUCCACUUGUUUUGUGGAAAAACCUAAAAGAAAGAUUUGACCACUUGAAGAUGGUCAUACAUCCAAAGGCACGAUAUGAUUGGAUGCAUCUAAGGCUACAAGACUUUAAGUCUAUACAUGAGUAUAAUUCUGCCAUGUUCAGAAUCACUUCUCAAUUGAAAUUAUGUGGAGAAACGGUUAGUGAGAUUGAUAUGAUGGAAAAGACAUUCUCCACUUUCCAUGCCUCGAAUGUGCUCUUGCAGCAACAAUAUCGAGAGAAAGUGAAUGAGGCGUACGCCCACCAUGCUAGGCGUGGAAAAGGUCGCGGUCCUAAUCGUGGACGUGGACGUGGUCGUGGACGUGGACGUGGUCGUGAUUAUGGUCAAGAACGUAAUUCUAAUCUUGGCAUUAAUCAUUCAUCAAAUAAAAAGGAAAAAAGAAAGGAUGAGAAACGUGAAGCAACUAGGGAAGGUUGUUUUCGAUGUGGUGGAAGAGGUCAUUAUGCACGUGAUUGUCAUUUCUUCGCACAUCCUGAAGGAAAAAUAGAUCACUUAAUUGGUGAUGGUUCUGUGAACAUGGAAGAGUGA